Messenger RNA from Heterotrigona itama, 2593 nucleotides. The record is from the annotation of a GenBank genome assembly. NCBI's taxonomy places the organism in Eukaryota, Metazoa, Arthropoda, Insecta, Hymenoptera, Apidae.
GUCGUCAAAGAUUCUACGCUGUGCGGCCGAACGAAAUGCAAAGGUAAAUUAUAUAAAAUGAGAAUUUAAGAAUUUUUAUAAUUCCGUAGAAGAGAGAGAAAAAUUAAAAAAAUAAUAAAUAACUGUUGUUGGUCGACGGUUCACAGUGAGAGCGGACAAGAAAUUCAAAUACGAAAAGAACGUGUCGUACUGGUACAGAUACUCGGUAGACGUGAGCACGAAUCUGGGCAAUGUGUCGUCGUCGUUAUCGUUACCGGAUUUCCUUGGAAACGAGUCCACGCUACGAUUGGAUGCGGACUUGGUGGUUCGUUUCAACAGCCCUUGCGAGGGUAGCUUGAAGUUCGAGAACGCCAGCCUAAGUCACGAUCCUCGGAAAUACAAUCCGGAAUUCCCCGAUCGUGCCGGCGCGGAGUUCAAAGUGAAUUUGGAACGUUUCCCAUUAAGGUUUGCUUUCGAUGAUGGACGGAUUGAAGAACUCUGCCCGGACAAACGUGACCCGGUCUGGGCCUUGAAUCUGAAAAGAGGCGUGCUAUCCAUCCUGCAAAACACCAUGCACAGAUUCGACGUGGAUUACCGCGCCAAUGAGUUGGACGUGAAUGGCAUCUGCGAGACGAGUUAUCGUUUCCACGAAGUCAGACAGACCAGUCUGAUCGUGAAGAAAACGAAAAAUCUGUCGGACUGUUUGCACGGAGCGAAACAUUUCUCUGUCAUUCGUUCGAACUUUUACAAUAGUCCACGAUCGGGUGGCCGCGGAUCUCGCCACCCACUUCUUGAAUCCCGAAGCGAUUGCGAAUUAACGAUCGAUCACAACGUCUACGAGAAGAUUGUAUGCAACGAGUUUCAUCUGUUGGUACCGUUGUCGACUGGUAACACGGGCGCAAGAACCGAAUCGACGAUUAAACUUCAAUUGAUCAAAGAGUCCAGAAACGAUUACAGUUACAGCGACGAGUAUGAACAGAGCGACGAUUAUGCAGCUAGCCAAGAGGAAGACGAACAAGGAGAGGGGAAGAAUGAAAAGGAUAAACAUGGACGAGGAUCGAAUCGCACGAAAAGAACGAAUUUGUUAUACGAUUACUCGAAAACACCGAAGACCGUUCACGGCGAGUUGAGGAGUGCCAGAGAUUUGCUGAAAACAAUGUGUAGACUAGGAACGAACGUGGAUGAGUUGCAGCAACGAUUUUCCGAGACGUUCACUGCGUUUAUUCAGUCGGCGCGGCUUCUCGACUAUUCGUCCUUGUCGCAAUUAUUUGUCAGAGCCCACGGUAUUUGCAAAACUGGCAAGAAGCACAUAAUCGACGCAUUGCCAUUCAUUGGCAGCAAUGCAGCCUUAAAUGUAAUGAAAGAUCUAAUAAUAAAACGAUACGUCGAUCAUGCGACGAUCGACAAAUGGGUUAUCGCUUUCGCGUUAGUUCCUCGACCAAAUCAGGAUACAAUCAGAGCUUUGUCGCCUCUUCUCGAUUUUCAUCACCACAUUCCGGAUACACAGUUCAUCCUGAGCUAUUCCACGACGAUCUAUGGUUUCUGUUCUACUAAUGAUGUAGAUUGCACCAACAUCGAAGAGGUGACGCGAUUCCUUUCAUACCUGGAGCAGAAAAUCGAAAAGGGAUGUGCACCUCGAACGCAUUCACUUUCUACAGUGAAAGAGACGUUAGAGGUGUUGAAAGCAGUCGGGAAUAUGGGUUUGGAAACAAAAAGACUGCCAAAAUUAUUAAAGGAAUGCAUAGAUGACGUAGGAGGAUUUUUACCAAUGGAGAUUCGUGUAGCAAGUAUCGACGCUCAUCGUAGAAUGCCAUCCUGCGAGAAAACACGAGAUCUCUAUUUUUUGAAUUACUACCGGAAUUACAGUUUGGACACGGAAUUACGUAUCGCGUCUUAUUUACAAGUGAUGCGUUGCCCCGAUUACAAUGUCGUUAAAACAAUCAAGCACACGUUAAAGUCUGAAGAAAUUAAUCAAGUUGGGACGUUCGUUUGGAGCCAUUUGACAAAUGUGUAUAAUUCCGCUUCGCCAACCAGAGUCGAGAUACAAAGUCUUCUAACGGAUCGCGAUCUCGACGACAAAUUUAACAAAGACAGGAGAAAAUUUUCACGAAAUUACGACGGAUCCUUCUUCUCGGAGGAAUACAAUUUCGGUGCCAAUUAUCAAGGAAAUUUAAUCUUUUCUCCCAAAUCGUAUAUACCUAGAACCGCCACGUUCAACUUGACUUUCGACCUACUUGGCGAAUCGGUGAACGUUUUCGAAUUAACCGCCAGACUCGAGGGCUUUGAAUAUUAUGCAGAGAAGUUCUUUGGUCCUGACGGACCAUAUAGUAACGAGAAAGUAUCGGGUUUCUUUAAAUAUUUAUUCAGAAACUUCAGAGCGGCUCCAGAAGAGAAAGAAGACUAUUGGAAACGUGUGAAAAGCCUGCCGAAUAUUAUCGACAACGAGUUCAUUGAACCCAGAAUCAGUUUUAGCUACAAGUUGUAUUUGCACGAGGACAGUUUCAAUGGCGGAUUAGUUUUCGGAGAAUUCGGUGAUUUCGAGCUUGGAUUAUUUUCGUUUCGACGAAACGAAAAUAAGGCUUGCUCAGAGAGAACUAAGCUGAUUGACUGGAAU